Rhododendron vialii is the source of this 2229-nucleotide messenger RNA. RefSeq names its product pentatricopeptide repeat-containing protein At1g63330-like. Gene Ontology annotation, molecular function: protein binding. NCBI's taxonomy places the organism in Eukaryota, Viridiplantae, Streptophyta, Magnoliopsida, Ericales, Ericaceae. The transcript is spliced from 3 exons. The coding region runs from base 1 to 2229 and encodes 742 amino acids. The record is from RefSeq and is a predicted model, not a curated record.
AUGGCUUGUGGGGUGGCCUCGGUUACCGUCUUUGGUAACCUGGUCAAGUGGUUUGAACCGAUGCCUUGUGAGGUUCUGUCCAGCAACUUUGUAAAAGCUAAUGAUCCCGACAUACUGUUCAGUUUAUCGCUCGGUUACAAGGCUUCUGUAUCUGCUUCGGUAGCCAUCUGCAGUUUGCAAUGUAUUUGUUUCGAUGUUCCCGAAGCCACCAAAAGAAGCAGUUACGCCAGAUGGGGCCAUGAGGAUAAUAUAGCAAAUCUAGAAGCUGCAGCAAGACAAGUUUUCCAUUACUUCAUUAUCCCAAUGAAUAGGACACCAGAUGCCAACACUAAUAGAGAGCAAAGGAGGGUGGUAGAAACAUGGUAUACACCUUUUUACAUGAAGUAUGCUAAAAAUGGAGAUAUAGUUGAGAGAUCAGUACUGCAACAACAGAUAAGAAAGAGGAUGGAGACGAUUGGUGUAAUCAGUCCCGUGGAUUCUUCUUUUUUCCCAAAAGGUAUUCUUCUCUCUCUACCCCCACACCCUUCUCAGAUUGUUUCCUCUCGUAUUCAUUCUCACUCUAGAAACCCUAGUAGUUCUCCAACUGUUGGUCCAAAAAAACACCCUCCGCUGUCGAGGAAAAAGAGCUCUGUUAAACCCAACGAGCUCCAAGAAGCUCGAGAGUUUCUCAAUCGGAUUUCCCAAAUCCGACCUUCCCCACCCAUUUUUGAUAUCAAUACAGCGUUAGGGAAUCUUGCGAAAGCGGGUCAUUUCGUUGAGGCUCUUUCUCGUUUUGAAAAGUUGCAGUUACUAGGCAUUCGGGUAGAUUUGUACACCUCAAAUAUUGCAAUUAACUGUUACUGUCACGUGAAUCAAGUAGGUUUUGGGUUCUCUCUGUUAGGUGGCAUCUUCAAACGCGGUUAUACACCUGAUGUAGCUACCUUCGCCACCCUGAUAAAGGGACUUAUUAUGCAAAAUAAAACUACUGAAGCGGUUGAUUUAUUCGAGAGAUUAAUGAGAAAGGGAGAUAUUGAGCCCAAUGAGGUUAUGCAUGGAAUGAUUAUUAAUGGGCUUUGCAAAAAGGGAAACACCGGAGCAGCUGUUAGAUUUUUUAGGAGAGCGGAAGAGGAAGGGUUUAAGUCCGACACCAAAGCAUAUACCAUGAUCAUUGACGGUCUGUGCAAGGAUGGGAUGGUAGAUGACGCUAUGAACUUGUUAUUAGAAAUGAAUGGAAAAGCUAUGCGUCCGGAUGUUGUCACUUAUAUGUCCUUGAUUCGUGGCCUCUACAAUUGUGGAAAGUUAAAGGAGGCUCAAGGAAUGGUAAGAGAAAUGUUUGAUAGUGGUGUUUCGCCAGAUGUUCGUACAUUUGGUGUGUUGGUGUGUGCACUUACCAAUCAAGGGAUGGAAAAGGAAGCCGAGGGGCUACUUGAUGUCAUGAGAGAAAGAGGCAUGGAUCCUAAUGUCGUCAUAUACACUAGUCUAAUGCAGAGGUAUUGUUUGCAAGGCCAAAUGGAUGAAGCAAUGAGAAUUUUUGAUACCAUGGUGGAUAGGGGCCUUGAAUUUGACAUCAUCAGUUAUAACAUUUUAAUCAGGGGGUAUUGCAAGAAUAUGAAAAUAGACAGGGCUAUCAAUCUCUUUCGAGAAAUCCCUCAAAGGGGUUUGAAGCCUGACCUUGCAACUUUUACCACUAUCUUCACAGGUAUCUCUCGGGUUGGUAGAUUUACAGUUGGUCGAGAACUUCUCAAUGCGAUGGAACUCGCUGGCCUAACUCCCGACAUUAAAACUUAUGGCAUGUUGUUGAGUGGGCUUUGCAAGACUGGGCAUAUAGAUGAAGCAUUGUCAUUAUUUCACAUGAUUGAAAAUAAAGGUUUAGGUCUCAAUAUUGUCAUUUACAAUAUCAUGAUUGAUGCAUUUUGCAAGAAUAAUAACCUUGAAAGUGCAAGGGAUCUUUUUAUUAAACUUUCUUCCAAGGGGUUACAACCUGAUUUCGUUACAUAUGAUAUCAUGAUACGCGGUCUUUGUAAAGAAGGGUUUUUGGAUGAAGCUAAAGAGUUGUUAGUGAAAAUGGACCAGAAUGGUGUAUUGCCUGAUAGUGGCCCUUACGACGCUAUCAUCCAAGGUUUUGUUGAACAACAGAAGUUCAAUGAGGCUCUGGUACUUUUUGAGGAAAUGGUUGGAAGGGGUAAUUCACCCAAUGCAUCUACUUUUCUCAUGAUUAAGGAUUUAAUCUCAACUCAGGGAUACGAUUGA